CCAAAUCGGCAACACACCUCGAUCAUCAGAAACCUCCGAGACCCAGCCACCCUGUAGGGGCCCAACAGCAACGAGAAGAGAGAGAUAGGCUUCGAUCGGUCCUUGCUCCGCCAUGGCCGACCGGAGGGCCGACGACGAGGAGCGCCGCGCGGGCCUCCUCAACGGCGACGCGAAGAAGGCGGACUGGCAGGUGCUGUCCGCCGCUGCCGCCGCCGGAGGGGACGACGACGACGAGUCUGAUAACAGCAAGCUCGGGCGGAGGGUGUGGGCGGAGUCGAAGAAGCUGUGGGUGAUCGUGGCGCCGGCCAUCUUCAGCCGCGUCGUCACCUUCAGCAUGAACGUCAUCACGCAGGCCUUCGCGGGCCACAUCGGCGACCUCGAGCUCGCCGCCAUCUCCAUCGCAAACACCGUCGUCGUCGGAUUCAACUUCGGCCUCAUGGUACGUACGCCCCCAUGUUUUCAUCCCCCACUUAAUUUCCAUCCGUCCUUCAUUGAUUUGCCUCAGAUUUGGUACAAGCGGUAG
This is a messenger RNA of Lolium rigidum, 523 nucleotides long. Its product is annotated as protein DETOXIFICATION 27-like. The transcript has 2 exons. The coding region runs from base 113 to 523 and encodes 136 amino acids. NCBI's taxonomy places the organism in Eukaryota, Viridiplantae, Streptophyta, Magnoliopsida, Poales, Poaceae. The record is from RefSeq and is a predicted model, not a curated record. Gene Ontology annotation, molecular function: transmembrane transporter activity. Gene Ontology annotation, cellular component: membrane.